This is a messenger RNA of Neospora caninum, 3792 nucleotides long. RefSeq lists its product as hypothetical. The record is from RefSeq and is a predicted model, not a curated record. The transcript is spliced from 6 exons. NCBI's taxonomy places the organism in Eukaryota, Apicomplexa, Conoidasida, Eucoccidiorida, Sarcocystidae. Bases 1 to 3792 code for a protein of 1263 amino acids.
AUGCGAGAGAGAAAGGCGUCCUCGUCCCUGCAAGGGGCCCGUCCUUGCUCCUGUUUUCCUGCUGGCACCUCCACAGUUGCUCGCCUCAUCGAACUCGAGGCCGUUUACGACUCUCCGCUUUCUCCGACCUGUCGACACGCCCCCCCUCCUGAGAUCCAGUUUCCGGGAUAUGGCCUACAAACUUCCGACGAGCGCGCAUGCGCUCGAGCGUCUCACCUGGCAGGUCCCUGGACAGCCGAGCCGCCAGCAGAGCCGGCGUGUCCGCGGUCGCACCGCCCAGCUCGUGGCAUCGAUGCUUUUCCUUUCCAGUCGGGCGCCGCCGUUGCCUCGAAGGAGGAAACUGUUCGCCAAGGGAACGUUUCCUCUGAGGCAACGGGUGCGAACCUCUCACCUGCUUGUUAUUCCGUUUUUGGUUCCAGACCGGCCGAUGCGUCGAGGCCUGUUCCUCCCAAUUCCGUGCACCGACCUUGCUGCCCUGCUUCGCCGCGCUCCCCCGGACGAGGCAACCCCCCCCGACCCUGUGCGCAGGCUCUGGAAAAUCGCAGCUUGCCGGCGAGGGCUGAGGAAGGGAGGCGGACGUUUGCGGGCAGCGGGCGGCAGCUACGGGGAGAGCUGCCUGAUGGCCGACCGGGCGACCAAGCAAACCUGCAUCAGUUUGCGAGGCAGAGGCGCGACUGUCUCCAGAGGCUUCAGUGCUGUCCUGACCAUACACACUCGCCCCCAAGAGCACGCGCGUUUCCGUCUCAUCGCUUCGCACAUCCGCUCCCUUCUUUUGAUCCUUCCCAAGCGCCUCGCCCGCGUCAUUCUCCUCGGCUGACUCUCCCAGUGUCGCGGCGUGCAAGGCCGUCCGGCGGCAACGCCGUGCCGGCCCUUGUGAAGGCCACACUCGCUGCAGGCCUAGAGCCGUGUCGCCCGCCUUCCGGUGUUUGCUCGCGCCUCUCUUGCCAGGAGCAUGUGACUGCAGGGCUGCUCCCUACUUCCGCGGAAUCCUGUGCAUGCAGCGGCGUACAGAGUCACCUACGGGGAGGCGGCGACCGUCCUAUACACGGAGAAGCCAGCGGUGUUGUUCAACCGCUGCUGCAGGCCCGCGGGUCUCAUGCAGAAAAAGAAACCUUCUGGACCCUUCCUUGUCCCUGCUCUGGCAAAUGCAACUGGUCCGACUCGGACAAACCAGGAUAUCCGUGUGGCGCGCAUGUGCUCCGAACCCCCUGUAGAAUGCGUCCCUUCUCCGCGGAUGAAGACGCAGGGUAUGCACUCGGGGGCUGUGGCUCUGCUUCGCCGUCUGUCGCGAGCGCCCAACCCCGUAGAACUCAAGGACCACAAGGCAGAUCCGGUCCACGGCGGCACAGUGCAGAAACCCCCCAGGACGCCCCUUCGUGUGCGAAAUGCGCACCUACAGCGGCCGCCGCGCGCCGGCUGUCUCAUACACGCUCGUCGAGAGCGAAACGGUCGGAGCAAAAUAGUCCCGCCUUCUCUGAGCGGUGCCCGCAAGGAAGGCCGAGCGAGUGCACGCGGUGUGGACCAACAGACCGAGAGAAUGCCAAACAGAGAUACCGCAGGCAUUCGCGAGACACAGAGGAACAGCCGCCGGCCCCCGACGCUGGCUCUAGAGAGGUCUAUCAGACGCUGAAGCGCGAAGGCGACGCGUGCAAGAGCACUAACAUGCGCGUUGCUCAGGAACUUGCAGAGAUCACACGCCUCAUUCAAGGCCGCGCUGUUGGUCUACAUCAUCAGGAGAGGACGACACGACGACUUUUGGGACAGUUGAAUGCGCAGCAACAGUCGACGGUUCAGGAGCUCCAAGGCGUUGCCCAGAGCCUGCUCAACGACGCUGUGAAUAGAGUUAUCACAGUGUCCUCGGAACAACAACGCCGACUCCUAGUUCUGUCUCAGAACCUGGCCCGGACCCUUGAGGGUCUUGAGCGCCCUGGGCGAGGGAGGCAGGAACUGCCCGAGCGACAGCGGCCUGUAGUGGAGUCGACAAGGAGUCUGAAACGGGGACAGACGCGCUCGAAACUCUUCCUUGGCAGGAUCCGCGUUCUCCAAGAAGAAAACUGUCGCCUCGUCGACCUCCUUCGAAACUUGCCCUCACGUCAGGCCUCCACGGUUUCCAUCGGGUCUCGCCUUCCUCCUCGCCCACUGCCUGCGACGCCUGCCUCCUCAAGCACGCGCGGGGCGCAUCCCGGCUCCGUACCCUCGAAACCGGCGUCUCGUGCGCAGAGGGCCGCGCCGGCUUCGUCCUCCGCGCCUUCGCCUUGCACCCAGACUACGCGCGCCAAACCUCGGCCGCUGUCCAGCGAACGGCGUGGGUCGCCGCGUGCCGUUCAGGCGAAGGCCCACUCUGCGCAUUCACCGAAUCGGCAGAAGCCGAGCGCCUGGCGAGCGCUGUUGAGGCACCGCCCGCGACCGGAGGUCGCGAGCCCAGGGAGAGACGCGCGCCUCGCCUCUCAACGGCCCGCGCCGGUUGACGGCAGGAACCGCGCUGCCGGGAACUCGCGAGGGGAGGGAAGUAGGGAGGACAGUGCGGCGACGGUGGAAACUGAAAACGCGAACGCGUGCAGAGACUACGAGGACGCGCAACACAUUGCGAGUAGCGUUGCCGAGUGCUCCUCUUCCCGACCCUCUGCAUCUCUUUGGAAGUCGCCUCGGCCAUGUCUUCACUCGGGCACGGCCUUCCGGGUAGCCCCUCCCGUUCAGGAGGAGGCGAGCAAGUCUCGUCGCGGUCGUGCUCCAGUUCGCGGAUCGUCUAGCGAAAGGCCGGACCCGGAAAGAGGGACAGGAGUGUCUUUCAGGUGGACAGGUUCACGGCGCAGGUCUGUUGAUGCCCUGGACAGCUGGAGGCCCUCGGCGUCUGAGGCAUCGCCGGCGUCUCACCAAACAGAGCACCAGGCGCUCGCCACCCGUCGUGGCGUCCACAGCGUUGCUCAGGGCACCUCGCGAUGUCCCGCAGGCGAGAGGGGAGGCCGUGGAGAUCCGUGGAAACCGCUUUUUCGUUUCGGCGUUCCGCGUUCGCACCACGAGAGAGGGGAGGGAUCGGCCUCUUCGUCUCAGGCUCUGCCCUUCGUCUUGCGGGAACGAGGGCGCGGCGAAGCGAACAGCACUGGCCGCGAGCGGGUUUCUGAAGCCUUUGCGUCCCAAGACAAAAACGCCAAGGGACAGACCCCGCUCAGGCCAACCGGUUCCGGAGAGAAGGACACAUUCCUGGCAGCGACACCGGAGGCAGGACGAGUUGUCUCGACGGGCGAGGAAGACGAUAUGCAGACUGCGGCCUUACGGGAGGCCGAGCGCCUGCUCGAACUGGGAACUCGGUGUGAUUUCGGACGUUUCCAGAGGUCCCUCGUAGACGGUCAAGCGCCCACGGCCUGCACGGAGCCCGACCGAGACAGCGGGACGCCGUCUUGUUCUGUGUUCUUGUCGCUUGUCGAUGGAGCGAAACAGCGUCUCUCUUCAGCCACCGGAAACCCCACCGUCUUCAGUCCGGGAAACAGCCACGGUGCGUUUCAAAGCAGAGACUUUAGUCGCGCCCUGGAAAGGCGCGUUCACAAGCCUGCCGCGGGACGCCAGGCAACACCCGCACGGGGAGCUGGAGAGACUGGCCAGAACCCGCCGCAGCCCACAUCGACACACGCGUCGUCUCGCCAGUCGAGCUCUGAGUGUGAAAGCGAGGCUGGCGCCGGCGAGAAAGAAAUCGACAUUUCGCUCGAUGCCCUUCCGCCCAGCUCUGUGGCGCUGAGCGCGCGGGUUGCAGAGGCCAUCGCGCGCCUCAGCAGCUCAAACCUGUUGCCGAAGUAG